AUGGAGCGUGCGAUUCCCAAGUUUAUCGAUCCGGAAAGUAGAGUCAAAAUUAACGGUGAAUGCGAUUCCCAAGAGACUGAUAUGGUGUUCCUGGACACUCCUAUCAGUCAAACCAUUGCAUCAUUUACUAGGAUUAGCCCUCGGAUUAGUUUAGAGCCAAUGAUCACAAUAUUAAGCAGUGUUUAUCCAAUCAUACAAAAGGAUUCGUUUGGCAGUACUUUCUAUAUAUUUGAUAAAAUGAUAUGGAGAUCUGGUACUAAAGAUGAAAUACAAUUAAUCCGUUUGGGUCUCAACAUUACACCGGAAGAUACAUUAUCAAAUGCUCCCAGACUAUUUGCCAGUCAAAGGCUGCUUAAGGAGAAAAUAGUAACCAACAAAACCCAUAAAUCUGGUACUAAAGAUGAAAUACAAUUAAUCCGUUUGGGUCUCAACAUUACUCCGGACGAUAUAUUAUCAAAUGCUCCGAAACUAUUUGCCAGUCAAAAUGUGCUUAAGGAGAAAAUAGUAACCAACAAAACCCAUAGUGUACAGUGCAUUGGAGACUGGGAUAUAUGGGAGGUGGGCCUAUGA
Messenger RNA from Oppiella nova, 570 nucleotides. Lineage: Eukaryota; Metazoa; Arthropoda; Arachnida; Sarcoptiformes; Oppiidae. The record is from the annotation of a GenBank genome assembly.